AUGGAAGGUCCCAGUCGUGUGUAUCUCUUUGGAGACCAGACUGCGGAUUUCGACUCGGGCCUUCGCCGCCUGUUGCAUGCCAAGAAUGACUCCCUGCUGGUAGCGUUUUUCCAAAAGUGUUACUAUGCAUUACGCAAAGAGAUUACCUCUCUGCCGCCAUCUGAACGGCAGAGAUUCCCUCGCUUUACCAGCAUUAUCGAUCUUCUCGCUAGAUAUCGCGAGUCGGGGCCAAACCCAGCGUUAGAGAGUGCAUUGACGACAAUUUAUCAACUUGGAAGUUUUAUCCAUUACUAUGGUGAUUUAGGUCAUACCUACCCGUCUGGUAAGGAGCACUUUAUCAUCGGGCUUUGCACUGGUCAACUUGCAUCUGCUGCGGUUAGCUCCUCGAAAACGGUGGGAGAACUUAUCCCGGCCGGUGUUCAGACCGUAGUUCUUGCUCUGAGACUCGGACUCUGCGUUUUUAAAAUACAAGAGCUUGUAGAAUCAAGCAAAUCAGUCUCAAGCUGGUCUGUACUGGUUUAUGGCAUGCGAGAAUCCGAAGCCCAGGAGCUGAUUCAACAAUACGCGAAGAAAAAUGUUCUGCCUCGUGUUUCACAGCCCUAUAUCAGCGCGGUGAGCCCUAACGGACUUACCAUCAGUGGUCCCCCAACUUUCCUUAGCCGCUUCAUUGAGACCAGCUUGUCAAAGGAACACAAGCCUACCAGAGUACCCAUCCAUGGUCCAUACCAUGCAUCGCAUCUUUAUGAUGAUAAGGAUGUCAGCCGUAUCAUGGAGUCUUGGCCCAAGGAAGAGUUCGGAAAAUACGUGCCUCAAAUUCCGGUACUUUCAAGCGAGACUGGUAAGAAUGUCCAAGCUGAGAGCCUUGAGCAGUUGUUGAGAGCUUCUCUUGAGGAGAUCUUGCAACGACAGCUUUGCUGGGAUAAGGUCAUUGAAUCUUGCUACUCAAUUUUGGAGUCCGCCACAAACUGUACUCUGCUCCCAAUAUCCAGCACUGCGACUCAGAUCGACAGCACAAUUGGCGAUGUCCAAGAUGAUUCCGAAAGCGGCAACCGUACUGGCCGCUCUGAGCAGUCCAAAAUUGCAAUCAUUGGUCUCUCUGGACGAUUCCCUGAGGCACCCGACACCGAAGCCUUCUGGGAUCUUUUGAAGAAGGGGCUUGACGUUCACCGUGAAGUCCCUCCAGAGCGAUGGGAUGUGAAGGCCCAUGUCGACAUGGAAGGAAAGAUCAGAAACACCAGUCAGGUUCAAUACGGAUGCUGGUACAAUGAUGCCGGAAUGUUUGAUCCUCGGUUCUUCAAUAUGUCUCCCCGUGAAGCACUCCAGGCAGAUCCCGCUCAGCGACUGGCCCUUCUUACUGCUUACGAAGCUUUAGAAAUGGCAGGAUUCAUCCCCAACAGUACUCCCUCUACGCAGAAGAACCGGGUUGGUGUAUUUUAUGGAAUGACCAGUGAUGACUAUCGUGAGAUCAACAGUGGCCAGGACAUUGAUACCUACUUCAUUCCCGGUGGCAACCGUGCUUUUACUCCUGGUCGCAUCAACUACUACUUCAAGUUCAGCGGACCCAGUGUUAGUGUUGAUACAGCGUGCUCCUCAAGCCUUGCGGCAAUUCAUGUUGCUUGUAACUCGCUGUGGAAAAACGACUGUGACUCGGCCGUUGCUGGCGGUGUCAACAUCCUGACCAACCCUGACAACCAUGCUGGUCUCGACCGUGGCCAUUUCCUUUCCAGGACCGGUAACUGCACCACAUUCGAUGACGGUGCUGAUGGAUAUUGCAGAGCGGAUGGAAUCGGAUCCAUCGUCCUGAAGAGACUGGAGGAUGCUCAAGCCGACAACGACCCAAUUUACGGCAUCAUUGAUGGAGCUUAUACCAACCACUCGGCAGAGGCUGUUUCAAUCACUCGGCCUCACGUUGGGGCGCAGUCCUUUAUCUUUGACAAGCUUCUGAAUGAGUCCAACAGUGACCCAAAGGAGGUUAGCUACAUCGAAAUGCACGGAACUGGUACCCAAGCAGGCGAUGCAGUCGAAAUGCAGUCAGUCCUUGACGUCUUUGCUCCCGACUACCGUCGUGGACCCACCCAAUCUCUUCACCUUGGAUCGGCCAAGGCAAAUGUCGGCCACGGAGAGUCUGCAUCGGGCGUCACAGCAUUGAUCAAGGUGUUAAUGAUGAUGCGAAAGAAUAUGAUUCCUCCUCACUGUGGUAUCAAGACCAAAAUCAACCACAACUUCCCAACAGACUUCCCCCAGCGUAAUGUCCACAUUGCCAUGGAGCCAACUCCCUGGAACAGACCCAAUGGCGGCAAGCGAAAGACCUUUGUCAACAAUUUCUCAGCUGCCGGCGGUAACACUGCUCUAUUGAUCGAGGAUGGCCCUCUUGACGAAGAGAAUGUUGAAGACUCCCGAUCUACUCAUGCCGUGCUUGUCUCUGCUCGGUCCCAAACUGCCUUGAAGAACAACAUUUCUGCUCUCGUCCAAUACAUUGACACAAACAAGAACUUGUUCAAUCUCAACGAAUCAAGUCUCUUAGCCAACCUGUCAUACACCACAACAGCUAGACGCAUUCACCACCCAUUCAGAGUGGCUGUUACUGGAUCUACUCUUGAUGAAGUCAGGAGCGCAUUGGCUCCAAUCGUCAACCGUGACAGUAUCUCUCCGGCACCCGCUACCGCCCCUGGGAUUGGCUUUGUAUUCACUGGGCAGGGUGCUCAAUAUACCGGCAUGGGUCGUCAGUUGUUCGAGAGCUGCUUGCAAUUCCGCACUGAUAUCGAGCACUUUGAUCGUAUUGGCCAGAGUCAGGGCUUCCCAUCUAUUAUCUCUUUAGUUGAUGGGAGCGUCCCGAUCGAAGAGCACAGCCCAGUUGUUACUCAACUUGGAACCACCUGUGUGCAGAUGGCAUUGACGAAGUACUGGGUCUCUCUGGGUGUGACCCCUACCUUUGUUCUCGGCCACAGCCUCGGCGAGUAUGCUGCCAUGAAUGCCGCAGGAAUUUUGAGCACCAGUGAUACUAUCUAUCUCGCUGGACGCCGUGCACAGAUUCUCACUGAGCAAUGCAAAAUUGGAACGCAUGCAAUGCUUGCAGUCAAGUCUUCAGUGGCACAAGUGAAGCAGUUCCUUGAUAACACUACCGAGGUAGCUUGUAUCAAUGCUCCUAGCGAGACUGUUAUCAGUGGUACCAGUGAGAAGAUCGAUCAGCUUGCGCAGACUCUUUCAAACGAAGGAUUCAAGGCUACCAAGCUGAAGGUGCCUUUCGCCUUCCAUUCCGCUCAGGUUGAGCCUAUCCUUGAUGGUCUAUCCGAGAUUGCAAAGGGUAUCACUUUCAACGAGCCAUCCAUUCCUUUCGUGUCUGCUCUUCUCGGUGAUGUCAUCAAGGAGGGCAACAGCAAUCUGCUUGGCCCCAACUACCUGACUCGACACUGCCGGGAGACUGUCAAUUUCUUGGGAGCCCUGGAAGCUACGCGCCACUCCAAUCUCAUGAACGAUAAGACUCUCUGGGUUGAGGUUGGUUCGCAUACUGUCUGCUCUGGAAUGGUCAAGGCAACCUUCGGCCCCCAAGCCAACACCGUGGCAUCUCUCCGUCGCCAAGAAGACACCUGGAAGGUUCUGUCCAACAGUCUUUCGGCUCUUUAUCUGGCUGGAAUUGACCUCCGCUGGAAGGAGUACCACCAGGAUUUCACCGCUGGCCACAAAGUUCUUCCACUGCCCUCUUACAAGUGGGACCUUAAAAACUAUUGGAUCCCUUAUACUAACAACUUCUGCCUUCUCAAGGGUGCACCGGCUGUGCCUGUGGUUGAAGCGGCCCCGAUCUCGACUUUCUUAUCAUCGGCAGCUCAGAAAGUUUUGGAAACAACUGGUGACAGCUCAUCGGCAAUGAUCGUCAUUGAGAAUGACAUCGCUGAUCCUGAUCUCAACCGCGUCAUCGCAGGCCACAAGGUCAACGGUGCCUGUCUCACCCCAUCGUCUUUGUAUGCCGAUAUUGCGCAGACACUUGGUGAAUACCUUGUUCAGAACUACAAGCCCGAGUGGAAGGAUCGCGGGUUUGAUGUUUGCAAUAUGACAGUUCCAAAGCCUCUCAUUGCGAAGGGCGGCAAACAACUCUUCCGAGUUUCAGCCAUAGCAAAUUGGGCCGAAGAAACCGCCAAGGUACAAGUUUGGUCUGUGACUCCGGAGGGCAAGAAAAUUCUCGACCAUGCCAACUGCACAGUCAAGUUCUUUGAGCCCGGGAACUAUGAGAUUGAGUGGAAGCGCAGCGCUUAUCUCAUCAAGAGAAGUAUCGAGCAUUUGCAAGAAAGCACAAUUUCUGGCCAAGCUCACCGUAUGAAGCGAGGAAUGGUCUACAAGCUCUUUGCUUCUCUUGUUGACUAUGACGAAAAUUACAAAUCGAUGCGAGAGGUCAUUCUUGACAGUGAACAGCACGAGGCUACUGCUCUCGUUAAAUUUGAGGCCCCCCCGGGCAACUUCCAUCGCAACCCAUUCUGGAUCGACAGCAUUGGUCACUUGUCAGGCUUCAUCAUGAAUGCCAGCGAUAACACAGACUCUAAGAACCAAGUCUUUGUCAACCAUGGCUGGGACUCGAUGCGCUGUCUGAAAAAGUUCGACCCCAGUAUCACUUACCGGACAUACGUGAGAAUGCAGCCUUGGAAGGACUCCAUCUGGGCAGGUGAUGUCUACAUGUUUGAGGGCGACGACAUCGUUGCUGUGUAUGGUGGUGUCAAGUUCCAAGCACUGGCACGCAAGAUCCUGGAUAUGGCUCUUCCUCCCGGCGGAGCUCCUGCCCCAAAGCCAGCAGCCAAGCGUGCCCCUGCUCCCAUCAAUGUUCAAAAGACCAAGACAGGUCCCGCGAAGAAGGCUGCAUCUACACCCAAGUCUUCUGGGCCCAGUCUCGCUUCGCGUGCUCUUACAAUACUUGCCCAAGAGGUUGGACUGUCAGCAUCUGAAAUGACCGACGAUCUAAACUUCGCCGACUAUGGAGUUGACUCUCUUCUCUCCCUAACUGUUACAGGCCGAUACCGCGAGGAUAUGGAUCUCGAUCUUGAUUCAUCUGUCUUCGUGGAUCACCCAACUGUCAAAGAUUUCAAGCGUCUCCUGGCUCAGAUGGGCCCUGCUGAAAGCACCGAUGAAUCAAGCAGCGAAGGCGACGUGUCCUCUGCUGCAUCUUCGACAGAUAUCUCCUCUCCAAACUCCAGCGGUCUUCCGACCCCUGCUAACGAGAAGUCAAUGACACACGGUGCCCAGGUGCAGAACGACACCAUGAAGCAGAUUACUUCAAUUUUGGCCGAGGAGAUUGGCGUUAAGCCCGAGGAGCUCGACGGUGAUGCUAAUCUCGGUGAGAUGGGUCUGGACUCCUUGAUGUCCCUCACUGUACUUGGUAAGAUCCGUGAGGAUCUGGAUCUGGAUCUCCCAGGAGAAUUCUUCAUCGAGAACCAAACCCUCGAUGACAUUGAGAAAACUCUAGAUCUGAAGCCCAAGCCCGCUCCCGCGGAACCAAUCAGGUUCCCCGAGCAAAUACCCGUUCAAACCCCGACUGCCACCCCCCACACUGCCAUUCAGCACCCACCGGCUACUUCCAUUCUCCUACAGGGCAACCCGAAGACAGCGACUCAAAAGCUGUUUUUGUUCCCCGACGGAUCAGGCUCUGCUACCUCGUACGCUACUAUCCCUGGUGUAUCUCCUGAUGUCUGCGUCUACGGACUCAAUUGUCCGUAUAUGCGCACACCCGAGAACCUGAAGUUCAGCCUGGACGAGUUGACAGCUCCUUAUGUUGCUGAAAUCCGCCGUCGCCAGCCCACCGGUCCUUACAAUUUCGGUGGCUGGUCUGCUGGCGGUAUCUGCGCCUAUGAUGCUGCUCGUCAACUGAUCUUCGAAGAGGGCGAACGGGUCGAGCGUCUGCUUCUCUUGGACUCGCCGUUCCCCAUUGGACUGGAGAAACUGCCCCCUCGUCUGUACAGCUUCUUCGACACGAUUGGGCUGUUUGGAGAGGGUAAGGCGCCUCCACCAAAGUGGUUGCUUCCUCACUUCUUGGCUUUCAUCGACUCCCUGGACGCUUACAAGGCGGUGCCAUUCCCCUACUCGGACCCCAAACUAGCUGAUAAGCUUCCCAAGACCUUCAUGGUCUGGGCUAAGGAUGGUGUCUGCUCCAAGCCCGGCGAUGCCCGUCCUGCACCUGCUGCUGAUGGCAGUGCGGACCCCCGAGAGAUGCUGUGGUUGUUGAACAAUCGCACUGAUCUUGGACCGAACGGCUGGGACACUCUCGUUGGCCCGGAGCAUGUCGGUGGUAUCACCGUAAUGGAGGGUGCCAAUCACUUUACCAUGACUCGCGGCGAGAAGGCGAAGGAAUUGGCUUCAUUUAUUGCUAGCUCCAUGGCUUCGGCGUAA
Messenger RNA from Penicillium soppii, 6369 nucleotides. RefSeq names its product polyketide synthase alb1 (gene pksP). The record is from RefSeq and is a predicted model, not a curated record. NCBI's taxonomy places the organism in Eukaryota, Fungi, Ascomycota, Eurotiomycetes, Eurotiales, Aspergillaceae. Gene Ontology annotation, molecular function: fatty acid synthase activity; 3-oxoacyl-[acyl-carrier-protein] synthase activity; phosphopantetheine binding. Gene Ontology annotation, biological process: secondary metabolite biosynthetic process; fatty acid biosynthetic process. The transcript has 6 exons. The coding region runs from base 1 to 6369 and encodes 2122 amino acids.